AUGUCUCCUGCUCAGUGUCAAGACUCGAUCCGAAUCUUUACCCUUGAUCCCGGAAGACACGGUGAUGAGCUCUGCGGUACACUAUAUACGCACCCAAUUAAAGCAACCCCUCAGUAUGAAGCUCUGAGCUAUGUGUGGGGACCUCCGGAUCGAAUCAAAGCCAUCAAGUGCAACGGUCAAGACUUGAACAUCUCAGACGGUCUUGACACACCCUUGAGACGCCUCAGACUUCCCGGAGAGCCACGGCACAUAUGGAUCGAUCAGAUAUGCAUAGACCAAGACUCCAUAACAGAGCGGUCAGAGCAGGUCAGCACCAUGAAGCAUAUCUACUCUAAUGCGGAACUAGUUAAUGCAUGGCUUGACCCUGCAGAUCCAAAUGCAGCAGCAUCUGCAGCUGGAAUCAUUUCAACUCUGGCAAACCCGAAACCUCUACUUUAUGAGAAAGAUGUCUUCCUGAGGACCACGAACUGCUCGAUCUGGGUCUGCCAACACGAGAUUCACCUGCCUGGGACGCCUUGA
Molecule: messenger RNA, 519 nt
Organism: Fusarium verticillioides 7600
Lineage: Eukaryota; Fungi; Ascomycota; Sordariomycetes; Hypocreales; Nectriaceae
Exons: 2
Coding region: 1-519 (172 amino acids)
Source: RefSeq, a predicted model, not a curated record